Messenger RNA from Racocetra persica, 209 nucleotides. NCBI's taxonomy places the organism in Eukaryota, Fungi, Glomeromycota, Glomeromycetes, Diversisporales, Gigasporaceae. The record is from the annotation of a GenBank genome assembly.
UAUAUGUUGCUUUAACUGCUGAAGUUCCUACAACUCCUCUUUUAACUGAAGGACAAACCUUAGAAUUGGGACAAACCAAAGAAGUUUGCCAUGAAAUUAAUACUUCAGGUGCUAAACUGAUUAAACAACGAGUCUACAGAGCAUCACCAGACAAUUUAGAGUUCUUGGAAAAAGAAAUUAAAAAAAUAGAAAAAUGUGGAAUUAUUUAA